UCGUAGAUUAAUGACGUCACACCCAAGAUGUCUGCGCCCACAGGUAGAAACCUGUCAACAUCAGAUAACCAAGAAACGUCUAUUUUGUAUUACUUUUACUUUUGCUGAGGACACUGUCAGGCCUUUCAACCAUUUCAGACCCAUUUCAUUAAUUUGUUUCUGAAAAGUAUCAAAGAUGCCAGUCUCUAAUAAACACGAAGACAAAAUGUUCAACUUGCAAUCUCAAUUGAGAGAAAAUCAGGUAGAUCUGACAAGUUUCCUGGGAGAAUUAGACAAAUGGACAGACGACAUCAAGAAAAAGGAUGAGAGUUUGCGAAAUCAAAAACCAACUUAUGGACAGGAUUUACCACCAGUCAGAAACAGUCAAGGUAAAAAGAAGAAAAAAAAGAAGAAAAAAGAAGAUUCAGUGGAAGGAAAGAUGGAAGAUAAGCCGAAGCGUAUUAGUAGUUAUGAUUAUAGAUCAUGGGAUAAAUUUGAUGUGGAUAAGGCGUGUGAAGAUAUAAAAGAAGAUAGAGAUGAUGUAUCACUAUCAGAUCUAGAAACAGAUUCUGAAUCUGAUGAAGAAUGGGAAACGAUCAGAUUACAACAACAGGCUAUUGAAGAAAAAAAUAAAGGCAAUGAAUAUUUUAAAAAAGGGGAAUAUGAACAGGCUGUUGAAUGGUACUCUAAAGGGAUUUUGUCAGACCCUACAAAUGCCUUGUUACCAGGCAACAGGGCUAUGGCUUUACUAAAACUAGAAAGGUAUGCUGCUGCUGAAUCAGAUGCUACACAGGCCAUCCAAUUAGAUCCAUUAUAUAUCAAAUCUUACCUAAGGCGAGCUACAGCUAGGGUAGGACUACAGAAGUUUGAUUUAGCCAAAGAUGAUUACCAACGAAUAUUGAAUCUUGAACCGCAAAACAAAGCAGCAAAGACAGAAUUGGCUAAAUUAGAAAAGGAGUUAAGUAGAAGUACCCAAGAUAGAGCACCUGUAUCUAGUAUAGAUAUUGUAGAAGAAGGAAUUGUAAAACCUAUUUAUAAACUUCCAGAACAAAGAUCUAAGAAGCCAUUAAAGAGGAUUGAAAUACAAGAAAUAGGUAUUGAAAAAGACGCAAGUCGUGAAGCCGCAAUUGCCAAAACAAAAGCUACACAAAGUGUUAAAUCUAAAGAAAUAAUUGAGAAAGAAAGUCGUCGGUUUGAACAAUUGAUAGCAACAAAAAGUGAAAACACAAAUCCAGUGGAAGAAGCGAUAUCAGAAAAAUCAAGCAGAAUUAAAAUAGAAGAUCAGGAAGACACAAUAUCAGAAACAUCAAGCAGAAUUAAAACAGAAGAAGUGGAAAAAACAAUCUCAGAGAAACCAGGCCGAAUUAAAAUACAAGAAGUGUCAUCAUCUACGGAUGAAACGGUUACAGCGUCUGAAUUGGUUAAGUGUAAUAAAAAAACCCAAAUCUCCCCAAGAUCGGAAAAAGCAAAAGCUCAGCCAUCUUCGCAAUCAAGUUCACCUCGAACCAUUGAUGUUAUGGAAAUGGCUAAACAGAAAACUAUUGCCACAACAUCAUUUCAGUUCAUAGCCGAUUACAAAGAACUGAAAAACAAUCUGGAGGCCUUUUGUGAAUAUUUUCAGAGAAUUAAUCCUACAACCUUUCCAAAACUGUUUGGUGAAUCACUAGAUUCAGAUGUCCUUUUAAAUAUAUUUGCUGUUUUACAGAAGCACUUUCUUCCAUCAAAGAAAAAUGUUUAUCAACAUUUAAAAUAUUUAUCAGAAGUAAAGAGAUUUUCUAUGAUUGUCAUGUUUAUGUCUAGUAAAGAUAAACAAGUUGUGAAAGAAUUAUUUACUGGUAUGCAAGAAAACAAGAUGGCGUCCGAGGCUGAAAUAAACAAAUUAAAGAAAAUAUACCAGAUAUAAGCUUGUUAAAUGUGAAAUAUUUAUAAUAGCAACAACACCUUAUUGAUUAUAACAGGGCUAUCAAUUUGUUCAUAUCUCCCAGUACUAUCAUUGAAAACACCUUUAAUUUGUUCUUUGUUUUGUUAUUAAAUAUAUCAGAAAUAAAUCAAGUUUGGUGAUAUUAAACUGGUGAUAAUAAUCCUAAAUCUUAAUCCAAUUCUCUGGUUUAAUCCCUUCCAAACCCAUGUGAUAUACAAAUGUAGAUUUAAACCGGGUCAUAACUAGCUCAGAGCAACGAGGGGGGUGGGAAGUGUUCUCAGGAGUGCUGUAAAAUUGACAAUGUAUUUCUAUGGUCCACCCCCCCCCCCCCCAAGUCACGGACCUGGGUUUAAACACACCAGGAAUGAAAAAAAAAAAAAAACAGCUGAUAAGCUAUGAGA
Messenger RNA from Patella vulgata (common limpet), 2301 nucleotides. Its product is annotated as RNA polymerase II-associated protein 3. The coding region runs from base 176 to 1882 and encodes 568 amino acids. The transcript is spliced from 10 exons. Gene Ontology annotation, molecular function: protein binding. The record is from RefSeq and is a predicted model, not a curated record. Lineage: Eukaryota; Metazoa; Mollusca; Gastropoda; Patellidae.